AUGGAGGACUACGCAUCCAGCUUUCUCGACGUUAUUGACGAGUCGACCGAUCUGGCGGCCGACGACCGCGACGAUGAGAGUCACCAUGAGGCCGAGGCAGCGGCGGGUGCCGAGCCAGGCAAGAAGCGGAGGAGUUUGCGUAACGGCAUCUUUCGCGCUGCCAACCUCCAGGACAAGCUGUUGGAAAAACUCGUCUCCCAAGUGAUACCCGCCGACGACAGCCAGGCCCAGCCACGGGAUGUAUCCAACGACGACUUGCCCGGCGGCUUCGCCGAGAGACCGGGCUUCUCACUCCCGCUGAUGACCACCAACUUCCGGCGCUUCAACGCGCGCAUCGGGGUAGUCUUCCGAUUCCAAGCCCGUGCCCUACGCCUAUUCGCCUGGCGCCGGCCCACGCACACACUCUCCUUCCUAGCCGUCUACACCUUCGUCUGUCUCGACCCCUACCUCCUCUUCGCACUCCCACUCGCACUCUCCCUCUUCGGCAUCCUAGUCCCAUCCUUUCUCGCCCGCCACCCGGCGCCCGCGUCCGACGCCGACCGCGUGCGCAACAUGAGCUACUCACCCCGCGGCCCGCCGCUAGCUCCCGCGCGCACGGUGAAACCCACGAAAGAACUGUCGCGGGACUUCUUCCGCAACAUGGGCGACCUGCAGAACGUGAUGGAGGACUUCAGCGUGGCGCACGACAAGGUCCUCGCGCUGGUGGUGCCCAAGACGAAUUUCUCCGACGAGGCGCUGUCGUCGGGGGUGUUUGUGCUGCUGUUCGCCGGUUCGUUAGUCAUGCUCAUCGCGGGGCACUUGCUCCCGCUGCGGUUGAUCGCGUUGGUGGGCGGUUGGGCGGGGAUUUGGUCUGGCAAUCCCACCGUGGCCAGGUGGUUGCGCCAAGCUCAGCAACACUAUCUCUCCCCUCCUCCCACAGACAACAAACCUGCCCCCCAGCAACAACAACAACAACCACCAUUACCCAUCCCCAUCCCCAAAACAGCAACACCCCCCAACCCCAUCCAAACCCUCCAAACCCUCCUCACCCACGACAUCCUCCUCGACACCGCCCCCGAAACCCGCGAAGUCGAAAUCUUCGAACUCCAACACCAAUCCUCCCCCCUCUCCCGCGAAUGGGAACCCUGGCUCUUCUCCCCCUCCCCCCACGACCCUCUCUCCGCCGCCCGCCUCGCCCACGACCGACCCAGCGGCGCGCGGUUUUUCGAAGACGUCCUGCCCCCCGAGGGUUGGGAAUGGAGCGAGAAGAAGUGGGCGUUGGAUCUGUGGAGUCGGGAGUGGGUGGAGGAGAGGAUUAUUACGGGGGUGGAGGUUGAGACGGAGGGGGAGAGGUGGGUUUAUGAUAUGUGGGCUGGUCCUGCGGCCGCUCCGAAUGAUAGUGGAAACGCUGGGGAUGAUGGUGAUGAGACCGGGGGUUGGUUUGGUGGUGGCGGAGGCGGGCGAGAGACGAGUGAGGUUGGGCCUGGGGAGGUUGGGGCCGGCGGGGUGGGUGAUGGGGGCCCGCAGUUGCCGGUGCCGGCGCCGGGGGUGAGUUGGGAGGAGAGGGAGGCUGGGUUGGGGAGGAGGGGGCAGUGGAGACGACGGCGGUGGGUGAGGAUGGUGAAGCGGCGGAAGGUGGUGUCGUGA
Molecule: messenger RNA, 1626 nt
Organism: Dichotomopilus funicola
Lineage: Eukaryota; Fungi; Ascomycota; Sordariomycetes; Sordariales; Chaetomiaceae
Product: peroxisomal membrane protein PEX29
Exons: 2
Coding region: 1-1626 (541 amino acids)
Biological process (GO): peroxisome organization
Cellular component (GO): peroxisomal membrane
Source: RefSeq, a predicted model, not a curated record